Messenger RNA from Musa acuminata AAA Group (dessert banana), 3111 nucleotides. Its product is annotated as pentatricopeptide repeat-containing protein At3g26540-like. NCBI's taxonomy places the organism in Eukaryota, Viridiplantae, Streptophyta, Magnoliopsida, Zingiberales, Musaceae. The record is from RefSeq and is a predicted model, not a curated record. The coding region runs from base 101 to 2248 and encodes 715 amino acids. Gene Ontology annotation, molecular function: protein binding. The transcript has a single exon.
AAAACUCCGAUAUCAACGAAACGUCCGAUGUUCCAAAAAGCCUCUCGAGGGAUAUUACUGGUGAUGCCCCCAUGGCAAGUCAAGGCCGCUCGACCGUCACAUGGCGGCGAGCGCCCGUUCCGUCCUCAACCGUCUCAUCCAACGUGCCGCCCGCCCCAAGCGAUCCCGCAAGCCCUCCUCCUCUUCUUCCCGCACCGUUAUCCGACGGCACCUCGACUCCGGCGACCUCCCAAAGACCAUUGCCGCCCUUUCCUCCUCCCCUGCCCCCUUCCCCGCCUCCUUGUACGCUCGCCUCCUCCGGCUCUGCUCCUCCAAGCGCUCCCUCGUCGACGUCCGCCGCGUCGAGUCCCACCUCGUCGCCUUCAACCCCUCACCCUCCACCUUCCUCUUGAACCGCACCAUCGAGGCCUACGCCCACUGCGGCAGCCCCACCGACGCCCGCGAACUCUUCGACGAAAUGCCCAAGCGGGACGGCGGCACUUGGAACGCCAUGAUCGUUGCCUACCGUUGUUCGGACUGCCCCGACGAGGCGCUUGCCCUCUUUUCCACCAUGAAUGGGUCGGGCAUCCACCCCAAGGAUGUCACCUUGGCGUCCGUGCUUGGCUGCUGCGGCGAUCUCUUGGCCUUGCUUCUCGCCAGGCAAAUUCAUUGUCUCGUUUUGAAGUACGGCUAUUUUCCGAACGUGAUCCUCGAUACUUCCGUCGUCGAUGUCUAUGGUAAGUGCUUUGCAAUGGACGACGCAAGGAAGAUGUUCGACUCGAUCAUUGACCCAAAUGACGUAUCUUGGAACGUGAUUGUGCGGCGGUACCUUGAAGCAGGGAAAGCUAGAGAAGCAUUGCUUAUGUUCUUCCGGAUGAUCAGAGGAGGGGUCAAGCCUUUGAGCUUUACCGUGUCGAAUGCUCUUAUUGCCUGUUCUGAGGCCCUUGCGCUCAAGGAGGGGCACCAAAUUCAUUCAACUGUGAUCAAGGCCGGUUUUGAAGGGGACAAUAUUGUCGGGAGCUCUCUCAUGGAAAUGUAUGCAAAGUGUGGGGUUGUUCAGGAUGCUCGUCAACUAUUUGAUCAAGUGCCUUCCAAAGAUGUUGUCUCAUGGACUUCUAUGCUCUCAGGUUAUGCAACCUGUGGGAGAAUAGACGAGGCUGAAAAGCUCUUCGAUGAGAUGCCUGAAAAGAAUGUGGUCUCGUGGAAUGCAAUGUUGGCUGGUUAUGUUCGAUUCUUUUGUUUGGACGAGGCGUUGGAUCUUUUUUGCAGGAUGAGGGAGACUAUAGAGAUCGACCUUGUUACUCUUGGUUUAGUACUGAAUGUUUGUGCAGGAAUGUCUGAUCUUGAUCGAGGAAAACAAGUUCAUGGGUUUUCUUAUAGGCACAAUUCGGGAUCCAACUUGUUCUUUAGCAAUGCACUGAUCGAUAUGUAUUCAAAAUGUGGGUGCUUGAGAAAUGCUGAGGUUUGCUUCAGGAUGGUCUCCCGGCGGGAUACAGUUUCUUGGAACUCUUUGAUAUCAGGAUAUGCGCGCUAUUGCAGGAGUGAGGAGGCAUUGGCUGCUUUCAGUGAGAUGCAGUUUGAAACUACUCCAAAUGAGCUCACUUUCAGCAUAGCAUUGGCUGCUUGUGCAAAUAUCUUCAUGCUUGAGCAUGGAAAGCAAAUUCAUGCAUACAUGGUCAGAAAUGGUUUUGAGCUGGAUGUCAUAAUUAGAGGAACGCUAGUUGAUAUGUACUCAAAGUGUCGGUUGAUAGAGUAUGCCAUGAGAGUUUUUGAAGAGGAGAGCUUUCGGGAUCUGAUCCUUUGGAACUCCAUGAUAUUGGGUUGUGCUUAUAAUAGGAGAGGUGAGCGCAGUCUUGAACUUUUUGAGGAAAUGCGGAAGGAGGGGAUUGCAGCAGACAAUGUUACAUUCGUUGGUGUAUUACUUGCUUGUAUCAGCGAGGGAUAUGUUGAUCUUGGCCGGCGGUAUUUUAAUUUGAUGAGUGACGAGUAUGGUGUCAUACCUCGAGUUGAGCAUUAUGAAUGUAUCAUCGAACUACUAGGCAUCCAUGGAUUCAUGGUUGAGCUUGAGGAUUUCAUUCAACGAAUGCCAUUUGAACCAACUAUCCCGAUGUGGACAAGAAUCUUCGAUUGUUGCCGGGAACAUGGAAACAGAAGUUUGGGUGAAAGGGCUGCAAAAUGCAUCAACAAAUCUAACCCAAUAAAUCCAGUUCAAUUUGAGAUUCUUGAAAGAACAGAACUGGACACAAAAAAGGAAGCACAUCACUUGUAGCCAAUACUGUGAGCUACCAGCUCAAUCAUGAAUAAUGAUAUGUCUCCCAAAGCUUAUUGCAAAAGGAGGCAGACUGCAAUAGCUAAUAACUCAUGUUGUCUCUCAUCAAGGUUGGAGAACUUUGCAACUUAUGUAGGAUUGAACAGGAUCCUGCAUACCUGUUGCCUAUGAGGAGAUUCAACAGUUUGCAAAACAUUGCAUUAUAAGAUGUGGCCAGAUUUUGUUCAAGGGAGUACAGCUAUCAUUUUGAAGAUAAGGUAUUCUAAAAGAAGCCUGAAUGCAGAUAUUGGAAGCUAGUGGUACUGGUACAAGAUAGGGCAAGAUUUGGUGUACAGUACAGUCGACUUGGUAAACGCAAAACAUGUUGUAAGAUGCCCAGAUAAAAAUGCUAAUCAGUUCUUUAUCAUGUUCUACUGAAGACUAUGCUCAGAAGCUUUUUGUUGAUCAAAAUCAAUGUUGCUUACUUCGCUUCUUGCAAUUGUUUAGUGAAAGGAUAAAGUUGCACCCAGAUGCAUGAGGGACCAUCUAGAUUGCAGGAACCUCAAUGGGGUGCUUGCAAACAGGAGCCAUGAGUCUCUCACCACGAUUUUGCUAGCUCUGCCAUUCACAGGUUCGAAACUGAUUACUGUUGGUGGCCAUUGGGCAGAGCCAAUUGCUUGCAUCAUGUUGCACAAGUUUAGCAAAUCUGUAAGUUAUCAUGCAAUUCAUAUGUUAUAUAUGUUUCCAUGGUAAAUUCUUAUCUUGAUGCUCCUUAGAGAAUGUCUUAGUGAGUUUUUUUUUUUUUCUUGAAGCUAUUGACUAUUGAAUUAUAAAGAAAAAGAUGUAGCUGGAAAAUUAUUGUUGUUAUGAUCCUUCAUAAUGAA